This is a messenger RNA of Arvicola amphibius (Eurasian water vole), 1572 nucleotides long. RefSeq names its product piggyBac transposable element derived 5 (gene Pgbd5). The record is from RefSeq and is a predicted model, not a curated record. Lineage: Eukaryota; Metazoa; Chordata; Mammalia; Rodentia; Cricetidae. Gene Ontology annotation, biological process: non-replicative DNA transposition. Gene Ontology annotation, cellular component: nucleus. Gene Ontology annotation, molecular function: transposase activity. Bases 1 to 1572 code for a protein of 523 amino acids. The transcript is spliced from 7 exons.
AUGGCCGAGGGCGGCGGGGGCGCGCGGAGGAGAGCUCCGGCGCUGCUGGAGGCAGCCCGCGCCCGGUACGAGAGCCUGCACAUCUCUGAUGACGUGUUCGGCGAGUCGGGCCCGGACAGCGGCGGGAACCCCUUCUACAGCACCUCGGCAGCCUCGCACUCCUCCUCGGCCGCCUCCUCGGACGAUGAGCGCGAGCGCCCCGCUCCUCCGGGGACCGCCCCGCCACCCCAAGCCGCGGAUCCGUUGGAGCUGGAGGAGGAUGAGGCCGGUGGAGGCUGGAGCGCCGCGCUGCGGGACCGCCCGCCCCCGCGCUUCGAGGACACCGGUGGUCCAACCAGGAAGAUGCCGCCCAGUGCCAGCGCGGUGGACUUCUUCCAGCUCUUUGUCCCAGACAACGUGCUCAAGAACAUGGUGGUGCAGACCAACAUGUAUGCCAGGAAGUUCCAGGAACGCUUCGGCAGUGAUGGGGCCUGGGUGGAGGUGACGCUGGCCGAGAUGAAGGCCUUCCUGGGCUAUGUGAUCUCCACCAGCGUCUCGCACUGCGAGUCGGUGCUCAGCAUUUGGAGUGGAGGCUUCUACAGCAACCGGAGCCUCGCCCUCGUCAUGAGCCAGGCCCGCUUCGAGAAGAUCCUCAAGUACUUCCAUGUCGUGGCCUUCCGUUCCAGCCAGACCACGCAUGGGCUCUACAAGGUCCAGCCCUUCCUUGACUCCCUGCAGAGCAGCUUUGAUGCUGCCUUCAGGCCAUCUCAGACCCAGGUGCUACAUGAACCCCUGAUUGAUGAGGACCCCGUGUUUAUCGCUACAUGCACGGAGCGUGAGCUGCGGAAGAGGAAAAAGCGGAAAUUCAGCCUGUGGGUCCGCCAGUGCUCUUCGACCGGCUUCAUCAUCCAGAUCUAUGUCCACCUGAAGGAAGGCGGUGGCCCAGAUGGCCUGGAUGCUCUGAAGAACAAGCCACAGCUCCAUGGCAUGGUGGCCCGGAGCCUGUGCCGGAACGCGGCUGGGAAGAAUUAUAUCAUCUUCACAGGGCCCAGUAUCACCAGCCUCACCCUGUUUGAAGAAUUUGAGAAGCAAGGGAUCUACUGCUGUGGCCUACUGAGCUCUAGGAAAAGCGACUGCACAGGCCUCCCUCCAUCCAUGUUGACCAACCCUGCCACCCCACUCGCCCGGGGCCAGUACCAGAUCAGGACAAAGGGGAACAUGUCUCUGAUCUGCUGGUAUAACAAGGGGCACUUCCGCUUCCUGACCAAUGCCUACUCCCCUGUGCAGCAAGGUGUCAUCAUCAAGAGGAGGAGUGGGGGAAUCCCCUGCCCUCUGGCUGUGGAGGCCUUUGCUGCUCAUCUCAGCUACAUCUGCAGAUACGACGAUAAAUACAGCAGGUAUUUCAUCUCCCACAAGCCAAACAAGACGUGGCAGCAGGUGUUCUGGUUUGCCAUCAGCAUCGCUGUUAACAACGCCUACAUCCUGUACAAAAUGUCAGAUGCCUACCACGUGAAGAGAUACAGCCGGGCUCAGUUUGGAGAGAGACUUGUCAGGGAGUUGCUGGGCCUGGAGGAUGCAUCACCAGCCCACUGA